Zootermopsis nevadensis is the source of this 5243-nucleotide messenger RNA. The record is from RefSeq and is a predicted model, not a curated record. NCBI's taxonomy places the organism in Eukaryota, Metazoa, Arthropoda, Insecta, Blattodea, Termopsidae.
GUUUCUACGAUUCAGAGGUCAGCAUUUCAAAUGAUAAGCACAUGAUGAUGCCCACGUUUCAUUCAGUGUUAGUUAAGACAAGGCAAUUUUGACAGAUUAGUAACUUCCAUCAUAUGUUGGUACUGGAAUUUCAUUAUUCACUAUCACUGAGUAUGGCGCUAUUUUAGCGUGUAUGUGAACCAAUCAGAUCUCCAAAUUGUUGUUACGUGAUUCAAUAGUCGAGGACAGCAGAAGAUCGCAAGUGACAAGUUGUGAAAGUGUUUCAGAGAGUAGAGUAGUUGUACAAGAAGGGAAUCACUAAGUAGCUUACGUUGAAUGGAUGUGUGCCUGUGUUUGCAUGUGCAGCUGUCAUUUUAAUUACGACAUAUCAUUAACUUUGUAAGCUAUAAAACGGUUGCAUUUGUCUACAUGACAAAAUGUCGGGACAAGGAACGCAACGAGUCCGAAAAUCUUCACCCAGCUCAUCAUCAAAGCAGGGUCCAAUGCGAGCAACAUUACCAAUGUCUUCGUUGUUACGACAGGGCAGUAAUUUAAGAAAAAGUAAAAGUAACAGCCCUACUCUGUCUCCAACGUCUGCUUGGAAAACUGUGAUUUCACCGGACGGUUCAUUAUCGGGUCAGAGAAGCCCAGGAUCGUUGAGUUACAAAGCAAAAUCAAAAACACUAAACGCUCGAUCUAGUAACAGUUUCAGUUGUAGCAAUGUGAUCCGUCGUACAGCCUCCUUGGAUACAAUUUAUCUGAAGGGACAGUGGCCAAGAGAGAAGAUUCCUAUGUACUGUGGGCGUUUACUGGUUGACAAAUCAACACAGACAGAGGAAUGGACAAGUGAACAAAGGAAGUCACAUCGGUAUCAAGACUCUAGUGGAAAUGAAGAUAAAUUGGAAAAGUAUAUUCGACAUAGGUUGCAGAGAUCAAACAAGGAAAGUCCCAGUAGCCGAGAGCGAACAGCUGCAUUUGGUCUGAUUCUUCAGUCCAUUGCCACGACACCGACGUCUACGUCCAUACCUCCAUCUGCUCUGAUUGUUCAAACUGGAGGUGAAUCGCAACACAGUGCAGUGUUCUUGCCAAGCACUGGCACAAACACCCCUUCUUCAUCUAGUUCUUCAGCCACUGCCAUAGGUGCUGGGACACCUCACUGUAAAGCAGUCCCAGUGAACAUUCCAGUGAAGCCAUUGGUGCCUCGACCUCCCAUGAGGAACUCGAUAGAAGGACUUAACCAGGAGAUAGAGAGGCUGGUGCUCAAAGCAGGUGGAGCUCAAGACACUGAAAGAGAAGAAGAGAAGUUCCAGACAUACCAGGCUACACCUGAGGGCCACCGUGCACCUCUGGCUGAUCUUCUUAGGUCCACUCGCUCAGUCAAUACUCAGACACCAGCUGGAGGAGAUUUCACUGGAAGCUCACAGUCUUCAGGNNNUCCAUCUCGUGAAUCAGUUUCCCCUCUCAUUCCUGGUGUAAUGGAUAUUUCUAGACCUCCAAGUGAUCUACAGGGUGGCAGCAGGGGGUCUUCUCCUGACCAAGAGACUGGCAAACUGGGGACUUCACCGCACAUUAACAAGUUCCUUGCCAGGGAGCCACCUGAUGGAUGUGAAAAGGUUAAUUUAAAGUUUGUGGAGGACACCAGGAGACCAAUGAUAGACUUGAGCAAAUUGGACUACUGCCCUUUGAAGCCUUGUGUGGCAUUUCAGUUAAAACCAAGUCUUGGGUCAGCAUUCCUCCCACUUCAGCAAACAACCCGGAUGAUGAUGGACGAAGCCAGUGGGACGACUAAUGGAGGGGUGAGUUGCACCUCUGCAGCUGUUGACACUCCCAGUAGUAAUAAUGUACAACUGAUACCACCGUUAGUGCCACAACUUCAGGGAACGGGCGUCAACAAUUCUGCCACCCACACACCCACCCACUGCAGCACUGACCACAAUAAUGACCAUGCAGGGAUAUAAUAGUAAUCAUUUAUAACCAAUUAUCAUAAAGUACUGUUCUAUUGCUGGAUGUGUCUUUCCUAUUCUAGCUUCGUUCGCUUCUUGAUAUGAAAUUAUGUCUUAGUGUGUUACAAAGGCAACAUAGUUUCCCUUUUAAAAUUGUUUUUACUGUUCAAAUGAAAUGCACCAAGACCACCUUAGCAAUCUGAUUUUGCACAGUUCACGUGGUAUUCUGUAGACUUCCGUACCUUCACCUCCGUGUCACUUUUCAUAAUGUGUAAUACUAGAUCUGAUGGCCGUGUUCGUAGAAAUUAGCACAUACUGGAGAAAUAACAGAAAAGUGUGAGAACACGAAAGCUAGAAUGUAAAGAGACUUUCAGCAGUUAUAAAUACUAAAUUGUUUAUUUCAUUUCUGAUUACAGAAUUGACAAAACAGUAGUCCAGAUGCAUUCAUGUUUACAGAUAACGUCAUUGUGCUUAACCCUCACAUGACACAAGCUGAUUAUUCUCAUUUCCAGACACAGUAUGCUCUGUGAAUGUUGCGAAACGCGCUGCAUAACAUUACAGUUCUUCUUCCUCUCAAACUUGUUUUGUGUCAGCUUUGUUUCAGUAUGUUUUAAGUGUAUUAUCCUUAACAGUUUACAUAUUGAAUGUCAUAUUAAUGCAUUUGUUGUAGACAGUGAAAGUUAUUCUUCUUUGUACAUCGGUGAUAAAAAAGACUUACGGGAUAAUUUGGCAUUAGAUGCCAUAUAAUAUAAAAUGGUAACUCAGCCAUAAAUUCAAAGCCAAAACAGAAUAUAUAUAAAAUAUAUUUUAUUUAGUAUUGAUUAUUUUAUUUACUAACAAGUUUGCUAGAUUUUCCUGAGGUCAGCAACCAGUAUUGUAAUAAAUAGGAUUAAUUUACUGGUGGAUUUCUUGUGCUGCCAGGUUCCAGAUUCUCCUGUUUCCCUUAAUUUUAUAUUCCAGUAAUACACAGGUCUUUUCCUUCCUGUUUUGUGACCACUAUUGGUGCAGCUAGGUGAGGGGUGUUUUUUAAGGAGAGCCUAGCUGUUGGCUGAGCUGGGAUAUUAUAAGCAAAGUAUUUUACAAAAUAUAAAGUACAGCAGACUCCUGAUCGUCAGUGGCAGAUUAACUUGGUUGCAGAUUUACUGGAGUCUGCCUAGUUUAAACUGAAUUAAAAAAAAUUAAUUUAGGAAAUCUGUUGUAAAAGUUAGAACUUUUAAAAAGAAAAUAAUAAAGUGAUUUUAUUUAACAUAUUAACAUAAAUCAGUUGUUAAAACCUGAAUUUUAUGACAGAACAUUAUUGCUAUUUGUUGAAAUCCUUUUUGAUGGUUGGUAUGUUCUGUAUUAAAUUUUAUAUAAAAUCCUUUCUGUUAUUAGUAAAUCUUUAAAAAUGCAAGUAGUGUAUAUCUGUAAAUAAACUUACGUAUCUGUUACAUUAGCUUGUUUUGCUUUUAUUUUUGUGGAUUAUCUGAGGUUCUGAUUAUCCAGGAAAAUAUAUGUUCCAAUCAAUGUAGAUAAUCAGGAGUCUACUGUAUACUGAAUGGUUUAGAAGCAUAUAAUAUAUAAAUAGUGAUGACUGGAAAGGGAGGCGACAAGGAGCUGGGUUAUGAGUUAGCAGUCAUUACUUGAAAUUGAAAGUAAAAAUAACCAGUAUGGUAAUUGCUUAAUAGAAUAAGUUUAUGUGUUAAUUUGUUAUUGCUAGUGUUUUAACAGCAGUUAGGAUUUAACUUCAAAUGGAGGGUAACUCUGUAACUGGUCAAAAGGCGUGGAGUGAAGUUUAGGAAUUGUACGCAGUCAUUUCAGGUCGAGGAAAAUGCAGUUUGCAGCACAUAUUUUGGUACCUGAACAAAGAACAGACUCUGAAUAUUUCACUUUCUAUUUCUUGUAUGAUACUGGUAACUCAAUUUCCCAGAUACACAAUCCUCAACAUUUGCCACAUGUUUUUGUGUAGCUCAGUUUUCUUUAUUUACCUGUAACAGAAUCAGGAUGGAAAUGGAUCAAGUACAAAAGUUCUUAUAAGGCUGAUUGUUUGCAUUUGUAUGGCAGUACAGUACAUGUGUAAAGUAAAUGAUUACUGAACCCAAGAAUAUGGAUUCUUUUAGAACCUGAAGAUGCUGUCAGGGUGUUUGUUAAUAUGUAUUUUAUCAUCCAUAGACCAUGGUUGGUGUGUUUGUUGUGAUUGCCAUUUGCUCCCCCCCCCCCCAAAUGUUGUAUGUAAACAAAGAGAAAGGCUGUAAAUUCAGUACUUUGUGGCUUUUCUGUUUUUAGGUUGGAAAUGAAAUUUUGAGAACUGUUCUCAAGCUUGGAUAUUUGGGUACAGUAUCGAAACACUCUUGUCUGAUUUCAUGAGCUGUGAGUUGCAAGAAAAUUGUUUAGACCUCAUUAUUCAUGAUUUAUGUGUAGUGUGGAUAAGCCACUUAGUCAUGUCUUGCAAUAGGUAAAGUAUGAAAUUCUAUUUGCAGUUAUUUCUGUUUGUAGCCUGUAUCUUAAACUUGCAACUUGCAUUCUUCACUUUUAUAGAAAAGAAUGUUUUUUUAUUCACAGAUUCUUCAUAUGGCUCUUGCCUGUAAUGAAAAUCAUAAAGCCAGUAAAAUUACCUGUCAGUACAAAACCGUUUGUUUCUUGUAGGAAAUAAGAUGUAUAGAGUGGCAAAUGGCCGUGAUCAUAUAUAGCCAUUUUUAUAAGGAAAAAUUUAAAAUAACGGGACAAAGCUUUGGAAAUGUAUAUGGCACUUCAAAUGUAGUUGGUUUGGAAAUUAACUCACACCUCAUGGGUUUAAGACUCAAUAAGGGGGAUUUCCCUAUCAUAAUAACAAUAGCCUUUGUGUUUCAUAGGCGUUUUACAUGAGUACAUUAAAGAACAGUAUAAUUCCUCUUGACUCGGACUCAGCUCUUAACUGCCCUUGCUUCUUCGUUGGAAUAACAUGAUUUUUUAAUCAUCUGGGAAGGCAUUUAUCAGUUAUUGUUCAUAGUAAAUACUGAAGUAAAAAAUUACUCCAAGCCUUAAGUUAUUUCUUCUUUGGAAAUAAAACAUUAGUCAUUGCUGUUGAAAUUUUGCAGCUCUGUUAAUUAUAAUGCUUGAAGUUGUCAACUAAACAAUAAGAAACUUAAAAGUAGUGGGCCCUCACAAAGAAUAUAGUUUCCCUUUUCCGUCCCUUAUCCGAUCAAUUAUAUAAAUGUAAAUUUAAAAAAUGUACAAGAAAGAGAAAAAGGAAUCCCUUGAUAACACUUAGAGCAAGCGUAAAACAAAAAUCCUUUGAUUUUUACUCUUAAUCUUUGCAGGAUUUAACUUUAUGUUAAUAAAGGAAAGUACUACAUUGUAAAA